Messenger RNA from Gracilinanus agilis (Agile Gracile Mouse Opossum), 3867 nucleotides. RefSeq names its product zinc finger protein 91-like. Gene Ontology annotation, molecular function: DNA-binding transcription repressor activity, RNA polymerase II-specific. The transcript has 5 exons. Gene Ontology annotation, biological process: negative regulation of transcription by RNA polymerase II. NCBI's taxonomy places the organism in Eukaryota, Metazoa, Chordata, Mammalia, Didelphimorphia, Didelphidae. Bases 1 to 3228 code for a protein of 1075 amino acids. The record is from RefSeq and is a predicted model, not a curated record.
AUGAAAUUGACCUCAGGAAAUGACUGUUAUCAGGAUAGUGAAUAUAGGAAAUGCUUUCCUGAAGAAGCAGGACUUAUUCAGUCUCAUGAGAAACCUCCUGAAAUACCUGUGCAUCAAGAUAACAUAGGGCAAAUGGCAGUAGAGAUGGUUUCUGUCUCUCUUGCUACACAUCAGAGACUCCACACUGGAGAGAAACUUUAUGAAUGUAAACAAUGUGGAAAGGUUUUCACACGGAAGUACCCCCUAACUGAACAUGAGAGAAUCCACACAGGAGAGAAACCUUAUAAAUGUAAUCACUGUGAAAAGGCUUUUACAGGGAGGGAUCAUCUUGCUGCACAUCAGAGAAUCCACACAGGAGAGAAGCAUUAUGUAUGUAAACAAUGUGGAAAGGCUUUUACAUGGAAGCUCUCUCUCAUUGCACAUCAGAGAAUCCACACUGGAGAGAAACCUUAUGAAUGUAAACAAUGUGGAAAGGCUUUUACAUGGAAGAUCUCUCUUGUUGCACAUCAUAGAAUUCACACUGGAGAGAAACCUUAUGAAUGUAAACAAUGUGGAAAGGUUUUCACAUGGAGGUACUCUCUCACUGCACAUCAGAGAAUCCACACUGGAGAGAAACCUUAUGAAUGUAAACAGUGUGGAAAGGCUUUUACAGGGAGGGACCAUCUUGCUGCACAUCAGAGAAUCCACACCGGAGAAAAACCUUAUGAAUGUAAACAAUGUGGAAAGGCUUUUACAUGGAAGAUCUCUCUUGCUACACAUCAGAGAAUCCACACUGGAGAAAAACCUUAUGAAUGUAAACAAUGUGGAAAGACUUUUAUAUGGAAGGUCUCUCUCACUGCACAUCAGAGAAUCCACACUGGAGAGAAACCUUAUGAAUGCAAAUACUGUGGAAAAGUUUUCACACGGAAGUACCCUCUAGCUGAACAUGAGAGAAGCCACACAGGAGAGAGACCUUAUGAAUGUAAACACUGUGGAAAGGCUUUUUUAGGGAAGUACCAACUUGCUGCACAUCAGAGAAUCCACACUGGAGAGAAACCUUAUGAAUGUAAACAGUGUGGAAAGGCUUUUACAGAGAGGGGCAGUCUUGGUAAGCAUAAGAACAUUCAUGCUAGAGAGAAACCUUUUAACUGUAAACAAUGUGGAAAGGGCUUUACCUGGAAGGUCUCUUUCACUGCACAUCAAAGAAUCCACACUGGAGAAAAACCUUAUGAAUGUAAACAAUGUGGAAAAGUUUUCACACAGAGGACCACUCUAGCUGCACAUCAAAAAAUCCACACUGGAGAGAAACCUUAUGAAUGUGAAUACUGUGGAAAGGCUUUUAUAGGGAAGGAACAACUUGCUGCACAUCAGAGAAUCCACACUGGUGAGAAACCUUAUGAAUGUAAACAAUGUGGAAAGGCUUUUACAUGGAAACUCUCUCUCACUGCACAUCAGAAAAGAAUCCACACUGAACAGAAACCUUAUGAAUGUAAACAGUGUGGAAAAGCUUUUCCAGAGAAGAGAGCUCUUGCUAAACAUCAGAAAAUCCACACUGGAGAGAAACCUUAUGAAUGUAAACAGUGUGGAAAAGCUUUUACAGAGAAGGGAUCUCUUACUGCUCAUCAGAGAAUCCACACUGGAGAGAAACCUUAUGAAUGUAAACAGUGUGGAAAAGCUUUUACAGAGAGGGGAUCCCUUGCUAAACAUCUUAGAAUCCACACUGGAGAGAAACCUUAUGACUGUAAAGAGUGUGGAAAAGCUUUCAAACAGAGGAGUCAUCUUGCUAAGCAUCAGAGAAUUCACACUGGAGAAAAACCUUAUGAAUGUACACAAUGUGGAAAGGCUUUCACACAGAAGAAUUAUCUUACUAAGCAUAAAAUAAAUCAUGCUGGGCACAAAGUCUAUAAAUGUGGUGAAUGUGGAAAAUUCUUCAGACAGAGCAUGCACCUUAUUCAGCACCAGAGAAUUCAUACUGGAGAGAAACCAUAUCACUGUAAUGAAUGUGGGAAAUCCUUCAGGCAGAAGAUUCACUUGAUUCGACACCAGACUCUUCAUAGUGAAGAGAAACCCUUUAAAUGUAAUCAUUGUGGGAAAUGCUUCAGCGACAGCUCAUCACUCAAUGUCCAUCAGAGAAUUCAUACUGCCGAAAAGCCCUAUCACUGUAGCGAGUGUGGCAAAGCCUUCAGCCUCAGUCAGUACCUUAUUCAGCACCAGCAAAUCCAUACCACUGAGAAACGUUAUAAAUGUGGUGAGUGUGGCAAGGCCUUCAGCCUGAGUCAGUACCUUAUUCGGCAUCAGAAGAUUCAUACUGGAGAGAAACCCUAUGAAUGCCAUGAAUGUGGGCAGACCUUUACUCAGCAGGGAAGUCUUACUCAGCACCAGAGAAGCCACGCGGGGGAGAAACCCUAUAAAUGCAGCGAGUGUGGAAAAGCCUUUGGCCGCAGUCUCUAUCUUACUCGGCAUCAGAGGAUUCACACUGGAGAGAAGCCCCAUAUAUGCGGCGAGUGUGGCAAAUCCUUUAAUGAUACGGCGGUCCUUGCUCUCCAUCAGAGGAUUCACACCGGGGAGAAACCUUGUAAAUGCAAUGUUUGCGGAAAGGCCUUCCGCCACACAAACCAGGUUACCCAGCAUCAGAGGAUUCACACUGGAGAGAAACCCUAUAAGUGUAAUGAAUGUGGGAAAGCCUUCACUCACUGUGCUGGCCUUACUCAUCAUCAGAGAAUUCAUACUGGAGAGAAGCCCUACAAAUGUGAGGAAUGUGGAAAAGCCUUUAAACAGAAAGUUUACCUUACACAGCACCAGAGAACUCACACUGGAGAGAAACCCUACAAAUGUGAUGAAUGUGGGAAGACCUUCAGGCAGUGCUCAGCGCUCAUUUCUCAUAAACGAACUCAUACUGGAGAGAAGCCCUACACUUGUAGGGAAUGUGGAAAGGCCUUCAGUCAUAGCUGUAGCCUUACUCUGCAUCAGAGAAUCCAUACUGGAGAGAAACCCUAUAAAUGUAGUGAGUGUGGCAAAGCAUUUAGCCAAAAUAUAUUCCUUACUAGACAUCAGAGAACUCACACUGGGGAGAAACCCUUUAAAUGUAGUGAAUGUGGCAAAGUAUUUAGCCAGAGUAUGUCUCUUACCCGCCAUCAGAAAACACACACCGGGGAGAAACCCUACAAAUGUGAUGAAUGUGGGAAAGGCUUCAUCCAGAAGAUACAAUGUAUUCAGCACCAGAAAAUUCAUACAGGAGAGAAACCUUAAAAUGUAGCUUGUCUAAGAAAGGCCUCCAGCCAGUGCAGAGGCAUCACCAUUCAACAGCAGAGAAUUCAUGUGGAGAUGGGAAAUGUAUAAAUGUAAUUAAUGAGUGUUAGAAGGCCUUCAAGUGUAGUUUAUUCCUCACCACAGCUUUCAAAAUAGUACUUAAUUGAGUGUCUAUAAAGUUUCAGUCCUAUUUAUCACAUAUUGACAAGUAUUUAUUAAGCAGCCAGUUUGGUCCAAGCACUAGAAAUACCAAUACAAAGAAUGAAUGCUCUCUGGGAGCGAACAAAAAAAGUUCAAGAGAACCAGAAGAAAAAGUGAUCUUCUCUUUCCUGUGCUGGUAAUGGGUUAAUAGAUUUAUGCACUCCAGAGGAGGAAAUGCAGAGGGACGAAGUCUGAAAUGACAUCUCUGAGAAACAUGGGCCUCUAGCGUCCCCGCAUCCCUAAAUCUAGGGUCCUAUUACCCGUGCAGACGGAGGCAGAAGAAGAUAUUCAAUGUGACUAUCAUGAUAUACAUGAGAGCUCUGCGAAAAGGUAGCUGAACUCUGCCUAAAUGCAGUCAGCAAUCUCGGUGGGAACUACAGGCGUGGAAUGUUGCAUGUGUUGUCAAACACAAUCCUGGUGUCAGUCGCUUGGUUUGAC